AUGGCUGGUAAAGCAACCGAUCGCAAGAGAAAGGAAGCGAAAUCUAUAACAAACGAAACAGCAGACACCCUUGCAGCAUUCCAGCUGCCUGAUAGCCUGUCAUGUUCCGAGGUGGAGUUUCCCGUGUUGAUGAUGAAAACUACUAGGGCUAGUUGGAAAGACAUUUUGAAGGAGAACGAACAGAGGAUGCAAGAAAUAAAGGAAUAUUCUGAUAGUAAGAAAGAACCGAUUGUUAAGGCGCCGUUUCUUAGAACAGAAUGUGAUUUUAUAAAAAACGAAGUAUUUGUUCAUCUCUUGCCUGCCUUAACGGAGACUCUGAAUAAAGCUAAGAUCUGGGAGGCCCUGGUUAGACAGAAAUGCUUUUUCAACGGCAUUGAUCAUAUCAGCCAGGUUUUGUGGAACAACAAUCCACGCUAUCCAGAUCGAAAACACAACAAUUGGCAUUUGUUUAAUAUGCCUUGGGUCAGAGAACAGCUUAAAAAGAAGCCCCGGCCAUACUACCCGAAAUCUUGGCUAUGGCCUGAAGAGUACGCAGCUACUGUAAUUCAGAAAACUGUUCGCCAAUACUUCGUACAACGAGAUGAAGAAGUACAAGAAAUGCGUGAAUUCUGGAAGAAAUUGUUGAUGGAACGUGAAUUAUGUCCUGAAAUGGAAUUCAAUCCAUUCCUUGCGAAAAAGUUUGCGUCAACUUCAAACAUGCGUAAAUGAGAUUAUUGAGAACAGGUGCUUGUUCAUAUUAAUAUGCCAAGAUACCGAAAGAUACAAUGAGGUAUUUAGCAGAAAUAGGACAAAACCGUUCUGUUCGUUGACAAUAGUACCAUGGUACAAUUCUAUGAUUGAACUAUUGAUUAUAAUUUUUACGACUAGUACUAUUUACAAUGGAUCUCGAAAUAAUAAAAAACAAUCUAGUGUAAUAUAGACAUAUCUUUUUUUCUCUCUCUGUCUCCUCUCUUUCUCUCUCACUUUUUCAUACAGAAUACAAAGUUUUCAUACAGAUAUACUUUCAACCUGUGCUUUCAACUAUACCUA
This is a messenger RNA of Amyelois transitella, 1029 nucleotides long. Its product is annotated as IQ domain-containing protein K. The coding region runs from base 1 to 708 and encodes 235 amino acids. The transcript has 5 exons. The record is from RefSeq and is a predicted model, not a curated record. NCBI's taxonomy places the organism in Eukaryota, Metazoa, Arthropoda, Insecta, Lepidoptera, Pyralidae.